AGACCUUGCACCUAACACAAUCAACAUAACACUCUUUAACUCUUUACCUUCUCUUUGGGUUUUAGUUUAUCUUUUUACCUUAUCUUCCACCCGAAACCAAAAACCCCAUUGAUUCCCCUCAAAACCCCCAAAUGACCCCCAAAAUCAACCAACCCAGGUUAAUUUGGAAGGAGAUUCCGGGUCUUCAACCCUCAAAAUUUGAAGAAAACCAUCCCCUUUUACGUGGUUCUGGGUUCGCCUGCGUUUCGAUGCCGGAGAAGAAGAGGGUUCCGACGACUGUAGAGCUCACACCCACGGCGGCGCAGCUGUUAAAACACCCGCUGGCUGUUGUCGCUUUGGUUCCUAAAGAUGUUGCUCUGUUCGCCGCCGGUGCACUCGCCGGUGCUUCUGCCAAGACUGUUACUGCGCCUCUUGACCGGAUUAAACUCAUCAUGCAGACUCAUGGACUGAGAGCUGGGCAAGAAAGUGCAAAGAAAACAAUUGGAUUUCUAGAGGCAGUUAUUUCUGUAGGAAAGGAAAGUGGCGUAAAAGGGUACUGGAAGGGUAACCUUGCCCAGGUGAUACGAAUUCUUCCUUAUAGUGCGGUCCAGCUAUUUGCUUACGAGUCCUAUAAGAAACUUUUUAGAGGGGAGGAUGGUGAGCUUUCUGUUAUCGGGAGAUUAGCUGCAGGUGCUUCUGCUGGCAUGACUUCCACUUUUGUGACAUACCCAUUAGAUGUUCUUAGAUUACGAAUGGCAGUUGAUCCUGGGCAUCAAACUAUGACAAAUGUUGUUGUAAGUAUGCUAAAAGAGGAAGGACUUGGUUCUUUUUACAGGGGACUUGUACCUUCCCUCAUCAGUAUAGCCCCCUAUGUUGCAGUCAACUUUUGUGUGUUUGACUUGGUGAAGAAGUCAUUACCAGAAAGAUAUAAAAACAAAACUGAAGCUUCACUAGUGACGGCCUUUGUGGCAGCUACGGUUGCCACAGUGACAUGCUACCCGUUGGACACUAUAAGAAGGCAAAUGCAGAUGAGGGGUACUCCUUACAACACGGUUUUGGAUGCUUUUUCAGGCAUUAUUGCUCGUGAUGGUGUUGCUGGCUUAUACAGGGGUUUUGUGCCGAACGCUUUGAAAACCUUACCAAACAGCAGCAUUAGGCUUACUACCUUUGAUGCAAUGAAGCGUUUGAUUGCAGCAAGUGAGAAAGAGUUUCAAAGAAUCUUGGAGGAAAACAGGAAUGAACAUAAGUUAGGUUCAAGUUAGUUGAUCAUAUAAUGUCAUAAAUUCUUGGCUUGUUUUUAUCAAUUCUGAGCGUCUUAUUUAGAGAUAGUAGCAUGUCGUUAUAGCUCAAUAUCAACUCGAGGCCUCUUAAUUGUUCGCUAUAAUUGUUGUAAUAUGGUUUAUCAACUGUAAUGUUCGCUUGGUUUUAAAAGUUUCAAUCAAGGAAACCAAAUUCAUAUA
Molecule: messenger RNA, 1439 nt
Organism: Helianthus annuus (common sunflower)
Lineage: Eukaryota; Viridiplantae; Streptophyta; Magnoliopsida; Asterales; Asteraceae
Product: thylakoid ADP,ATP carrier protein, chloroplastic
Exons: 10
Coding region: 132-1241 (369 amino acids)
Biological process (GO): transmembrane transport
Cellular component (GO): thylakoid membrane
Molecular function (GO): ATP transmembrane transporter activity
Source: RefSeq, a predicted model, not a curated record